Messenger RNA from Penicillium mononematosum, 1098 nucleotides. RefSeq lists its product as uncharacterized. Bases 1 to 1098 code for a protein of 365 amino acids. NCBI's taxonomy places the organism in Eukaryota, Fungi, Ascomycota, Eurotiomycetes, Eurotiales, Aspergillaceae. The record is from RefSeq and is a predicted model, not a curated record. The transcript has 3 exons.
AUGAACCGCCAAGGGUCCUAUCGGGCUGGGAUGGUGGUGACGACCGUCCUGGCCGUCCUGUUUGUGAUCUUACGAUUUUUGGCACGGUGGAAAAAGUCCCUGAAACCAGGCCUGGACGACUAUUUCAUCGUGGCCGCUUUGGUUCCUUUCUUCACUCUCGUUGGAUUGGGCCUUGUCUUAACGAAUUACGGCAUGGGCGUACAUUCUGAGACCCUACCGGCGGAAAACCUCAUAACGAUUGCAAAGCUUCUGGUGGUGUACGAGUGCGUCUACGUUACAACAAUAGCGGUCAUCAAGGUGUCUAUCCUGCUCAUGUACUGUCGCAUCUUCCCCACGAGAGAGAUUCGUAUGGCCUCCAUGGUCCUAGGUGGGGUCUCCAUUGCCUGGGGCAUCGCCAUUAUCCUCGUGAGCAUCUUCCAAUGUACUCCGAUUGCGCGAGCCUGGGACACGCACAUUCCCGGCACCUGCAUCAAUCUCAAAGCCUCGUUCAUUGGAAAUGCAGUACCCAACAUUGUCACCGACAUUCUCAUUCUGUCUCUGCCGGUGCGAGUGGUGCGGAGAUUGCACGCUAGCCUUACGCAGCGACUGUCCGUGAUUGGCACUUUUCUGUUGGGUAGUUUGUUCGUAUACCCCCUUUUACUACAUAUCACUGGUUUGCGACAGUGGACUGACUGGACACUUUCGCAAAGCGUUGUCUUCACCAGCAUCUAUCGCUUCACUACCCUUUUCGAGUUCGACCCGGCGGAUAUUGCCUGGACACUCGGAAAAUCCUGCACCUGGUGUAUCGUCGAAUCCUCAGCGGGUAUCAUCUCCGCCUGCAUGCCGACCCUGCGUCCGUUGUUCGUGAUGAUCUCAAAAGAAUUCUCGAGCCAGUGUGGUACUCAAGAGACACGCACCACUGAUCUCAACCAUUCUAGAGGUUAUGAGUUGCAGAAUUCUGCUCUACGACCGUCCGAUGAACCACGUAAUAAAAAUCAAGUGCAGCUGGUUGUGUCCCAGGAUGGCUCUGAGGACGAGGUUCCCUUGAAUUCCAUCCGAGUUCAGCAGGAUAUGUCAUGGUCUGAAUGCAGGAGUAAUUCCCUUCCAGCAUACAAGUAA